Messenger RNA from Rana temporaria (common frog), 2422 nucleotides. RefSeq names its product spindle apparatus coiled-coil protein 1 (gene SPDL1). Lineage: Eukaryota; Metazoa; Chordata; Amphibia; Anura; Ranidae. Gene Ontology annotation, biological process: protein localization to kinetochore; mitotic spindle assembly checkpoint signaling; establishment of mitotic spindle orientation. Gene Ontology annotation, molecular function: kinetochore binding. The record is from RefSeq and is a predicted model, not a curated record. The transcript has 12 exons. The coding region runs from base 105 to 1910 and encodes 601 amino acids. Gene Ontology annotation, cellular component: outer kinetochore; spindle pole.
GACGUCUCGCGAGAUGAUGUUCUGACAUUUCAUUUAAACUGCAGUUGUAAGCAAACGGGCAGAAGUGACGGGAAUCUUAGGAGGAAUAGCUGGAUUCAGGCACUAUGGCCCAAUCUGACAUUGUACUAAAACUCCAGCGCCAGUUAAAAGAAGCGGAGGAGGAGCGGAAUAAGGCGGCACAAUAUGGCCUUAAGCUACUGGAAAGUCAGAGUGAUCUUCAAAAUCAAUUAGAAGAUCAACGCAAUGAAAUGACUCUCGUCAUUGAGAAUUUGGAACAAGAGAAAUAUUCUCUAAGUCGGGAAGUUGAGCUUAAAAAUCAGAUUCUGGAAAGCCUAACCGUGGAGUGUGAAAACAUAAAACAACAACAGAAGGUUUGCCUUGAACAACUGCAGGAACAAAUGGAGAGGACACAUAAUCGGGAAGUUUGUGGACUAAAAGAUAAGAUGGAGAAGCUGAAAGCUGAAUUGGAUGAAGCAAGACUGAGUGAGAAACAGUUACAUCAAAAGUUAGGCCAUCAGGCUGAGAUGUUGGCUAAUAAAUCUGAAGAACUUCGAAUGAUGUCUGAACGCGGUCAUGAAACAAUGUCUUCCGAAAUGCUUACAAUUCAGGUUGAGAUGCAUGAACUAGAAAGUGCCAAGGCACAUUUGCAAGAAGAAUUGACUGAACUGCAGUACAAAACGGAACAACUUAUUCUGGCUAAUGAAAAUCGAAGUCGUCAGGUUGAACGUCUUCAAGUGGAAAAAGAAGAGCGAGAAAAAGAAGCAGUUAACUACUUCAAAGCUUUAGAGAAAUCACAUGAAGAAAAACGAGAACUGCAGGUUCAGCUUGACCAAGCAUUACAACAGGCCCAAGAUCCUAAUAGUAAAGGCAAUUCGCUGUUUGCUGAGGUUGAAGAUCAUAGAGCAGAAAUGGAACGUCAGUUGAUUAGUAUGAAAGUUCAGUAUGAAUCCCUUCAGAAACAACAUUCUUUUUCCAGGCAGCAAAUGCAUCGCAUGAAGGUGCAGAUUGCAACAUUGUUACAGCUGAAGGGAUCCCAGAUGGACCCUGACCAGAUGGAGAGAUUGCAAUCAAUGGUUGAACAAAAGAACAGUGAAAUGGAAAAACUCCUUGUAAAAGUGCGGCAACUGGAAAAAAGUCAGCAGCAAAAUUGUGAAAAUACAGCAAACAUCAAUACACAGGUUGUCCUCCAGAAUGAUGUCUAUUAUGUGGACUUGCUGAAAAUGAAACUUGAGCAGUGCAGUAAAGAGAUGGAGAAGUCGAAGGAUGAAUUAUCCCUUCAAAGGAUGAAAGCAUUAGCAGAAAGCCAACGCGUUUUAGAACUUGAACGGAAGCUGUUUACAAAUGAUAGGCAUCUUAAGCUAUCCAAGAGUGAAAACAUGAAACUACGUGUCGGCUUGGAUGAACUGAAAAUGAAAUAUGAGCCCGAUGAAAUGAUUAAAUUGCGGACACAAAAACGAAGAAGAGAACAGCUUCCAGCUGAUGACAUACCUAAAACUACAGAUAGUCUAAACUGUGAUCUCCCCAGCACUACUGAUAUACCGCCUGACACAAAUCAAGAAAAAGAAAAUGCAACACUCUCAAUGCAGACUGAUGCUUGUCCCAUUCCACAGUCACUUUGUGUUAACCAAGAUGCAGCUUCAGUGUCAACAAGUCCAGACAAAUCCACUAGUGUUCCACAACGGAGAAGAGUCAGAAUAGUGGAAGAUAGUAAAUGUAUCCAAGCUGUAAGUGAAACAGACGGCACGUUAAUCUCCCAAGCCAGGUCAGCUUCUGAAGAAUCAAGGUUUGAACCAACAAAGGCUGAGGAGAAAGACUUCAGAAAGUGUGAGAGAAAAUCCAGACAUACAGCGACUCCUAUUCUACAUGUGUCUUCAAAGCCUGGUGCAGCAACACAGUGUCCUCAGCAAUAAUAUAAUAUUGUGUGUACAGUUAUUGUAUAACUUUUGUGUCUGUAAAUAUCAAUUGCCAAUUGUUUCUGUAGGAAAACAACCACCCAAGUUUUAUUCACUUUAAAAUGAAAUGCUAACUAAAUGUUUUUUUAUUCCAAGGGUUAAACUGCAUAUUUUUUCAGCAGACAACUAGCUAACUAUUUAGUAAUUCCAUGGAAGACUAUUGUCAUUUUAAAAGUAUUUAUCAGAUUCAGACAAACUUCAGUUUGUAUGGAACACAUCUAGACAGUAUUUUUGUGAAAAUGUUCCGACAUACAUCCAAAUGUCACAUUUGGUAAUUUUAAAUACAAAAAAAUUAUAUUCUAUCCAUAAGUUCUCUUAUCCUGAUAAUGUUUUGUGUCAACUUGUAUAAAUAUUUAUGUGUGAACUUUAGCAAAUUUUUCCCUUAUGUGUUGUACAUUUACGUUGUUGGAACUUUUAGUAAUUUCAUGUAUUUAAGAAUAAGUUUGGUUUAAUUUGUAAAGGAUUGGUUU